Messenger RNA from Fonsecaea erecta, 3174 nucleotides. RefSeq lists its product as hypothetical. The transcript has 5 exons. NCBI's taxonomy places the organism in Eukaryota, Fungi, Ascomycota, Eurotiomycetes, Chaetothyriales, Herpotrichiellaceae. Bases 1 to 3174 code for a protein of 1057 amino acids. The record is from RefSeq and is a predicted model, not a curated record.
AUGGCCAUGCUGGACAAUCCCAAGGGAAGAUAUCACUCAGAUAUUGUCGGCUGCACUGGAAUACCAUCCUCGACUCAAACUGCGUCUACCAGGAGUGUCGAGCCGGGUGCUACAGAACCUGCCUCGAUAGAAUCAGAGGCACCUCAACACACAAGGAGCGAGAAGCUGUCGCGCGAACAGCCUACGGUGGUGAGCGACGACGAGUCCGAAGACCAUGCUUGCCGGCCCCACAGAGAGGCCGAGGAAAGUGAGGGAGACAAGUGGUCUACCGAGGGUCAGGACAUAAACACAAGGGACAGGGAUGACAAGGACCCCCCGAGUCCCCCUCGAGGGCACCCUCCUCCCCCCGAAGUUGAAUUUCAGCGGCAGGAAAGUCCUAGUGACCCUACCAGCGACACAUGGAGCACAUUGGUCACAGGCCAUACUAUUGCACGCCAAAACACCAGGCGCGGGUCGAAAAGAUCGAACAGUGCAGAGCAUCGCAGCUCGCCUGUUAUCAAGGACAGUUUCUUGACAACCCCUGGCCCAGGGAAACAGCCUGAGUCUCCCAGUCUGGACUUGGAACGCACCUCACCACGGCAUCCAGAAGUCAUCCCACUGCGGCAUCCAAAAAUCAUCGUACCACGACGUCCGAAAGACAUCGAUAUCGCAGAGCGGGACAUAAUAAACAGACCGGAUGGCCCAGUACAGCCCGGGGAUCCCGACUUUCGUCGAUGUUUCGCUCAGGAACAGGGUCAAGACUGGAAUAAGCCUCUCAAAUGUGCUUUACAUAUGAAUGACGUGUUUGGCGACUUCUUGACAUCCGAGAUGGAGGACGGUGAUCACUUCUGGGAUUUGGUAGUUCUAACUGGUGAACAGAAUCCCUGGAUUACUACCUGUUGCGAAUAUGUUACGGCAACUUGGCCAGAUUCUGUAGGGGCGAUACAAGAGCUGUUUACUCUCCUCGAAAGGAAUGUGCGACAUGUUCAGCUUGAACAACGGAUCAUCGCUCACCCCUCGAGCGACUUGACUAUAUCCACAUAUCGAAAGUCGCCGGAUCGGGAAGGAUUGGACUUUUCCGUAACCUUUGAUGGCGUUGCUGCGCCCCAAGCUGACAUGGCUGAGGCCUUGACAUGGCAUUUCUCCGUUCUCCAGCAGGUCACUGGACGCGACGGCGAUUCCAAACUACUGGCUGCCGUGGCCCGUUGGAAAAGGCGGGAGAGGAGACGUAUCGGUUCAAGCAGAUACGAGUUAACUCUUCACCAUCUGGAGCCUCUGAUUGUCCCUCAUACCAAAGCCUGCUGGACUGAUCUGGUUCCUAAUACUGUCUCUGCAGCAUAUUUUUGGACGCAAGAAAGACCAUUGGACGUGGACGGCCUUGAGAUAUCAUUUGAACUUCUAUGUUUUCUGGCCGGCUUACAGUACGAAGUCGUUGAGCAUGGUGGUGUCAUACUCUAUGGCAAGCAUUCACUUGUGUAUCCUGUCCGUCAGCACCUGGGCUGCGUACAGUGGCACUUCCAACGUUACCAUGAGGACCUCACAUCUCGGCAAUUCCCCUUCCAGAUCAUGAGGAAAAGAUUGUUAGUAGACGAUCUGAAUCUCUUGUGCGACCAACCUAGACAUUUCCUAGGUCUUUGGUCAGAUCCGCAUAUAACUCUUGGAACCCUUGGCAGCGAGCGCGCGACGGUGGACUGGUCCAAUGCAAGAGAACUGGAGCGAGAGACAGUCUUCGACGGUUCGACUUUUGGAGGCACAUUCAGCUUACCCAAAGUGCUCACAUUAACCUGGAGCAGGACCUACAAAGUCGCACGCAGCCGCAAGAAUCAAUACAUGGCUCAUUUUGAAGCCGACCUACAUCGGAUGAUAAACACACCGGUCGUGCUGUACUCGCCGUCCGAGAGACGAGGCUGGAUGGUGUCCCUCGUGAGCGUUUUGCUUCAUCUAGCGAGAAUCAGGGCGGAGCUACAAAAGUGUCUGAACUACGAGAUACCUCCCUGUGAGCGUCAUGGUAAUGGUGGUCAAGCGGCCUUCGACUGCCUGCGGGCCUGUUACCGCCGACCACUUAAGAAAGCUGCUCCGAAUGAGCUGCUAAGUGAGGAGGAGCAGAAGUUUACAGUCGAAGACUACGUCCGCGAUGUGCUGGCGGCCAUGGAGCUUGCUAAGCGUGAGUGCUGCAGGGCUAAAAGAUUCGUCUUUCAGACCAGAGAACAAAUUAUUGGUUUCGAGCUUGCUGACAUAGCUCGCAUGAAACCACAGUUACGGAUGAAGCAACACAGGCUGGAUGGGCGUGCUCCAUCGGGUUGGGCGCCUCUCUUGGACGAGGUUCAACUCGUCUUUUUUUACGAGGGUGUUGAUGACCCCAUCGUCCCAAAAGAUACAUCGGCAUUCUCAGGUCCCUGUGGCAGAGGUAUCUGGCACGAGAUACCCAAAGGUUAUGACCUGCUGGCAAUAUCGCUUCCUUGUCUCAUUAACCUUGCAGAGCAUCGCAAUGGCGGCAGCACGACCUUGCAAAGGCUGACACGCGACUACAACUGGCAUUGCCCAGCCACACUGUUUGAGGAAUGCAAAAGCCGGAAAAAACAUCGGUGUUCGCGCCGGCAAGAGCUUGUCGUUGCCAGUGAAGCCAACAGCCCUAAUGUCUACAUUCGCAAUGACGAGGAGAUCAGGGCUGUUGUUUUCCGCCAUGCAACUGGAUUUACUGCCAUCACUGAGCGGGAACGCCGUCUCCGUGCGCGCGAUAAUGUGGCUGCAGGCCGCUUGAGCAUCGUCCCAGCCCGUCAACUUGCACGCCAGGCAACACCCGAUUCCGGAUAUUCGUCCAGAGGUAGUCGCCAGAAUAUGGAAAAUGCACUUCAUCGCCGCCGUACCUCAAAAGCCCGUGAGGCGUCAAAUGCGCUCACCAAAGUUCAAAAGCGCCGACCCGAAGGUGAACGUGAGGACGCAUUACGCGAAGAUAGUCAAGAGCUCGGUGCCCUCCACCGUGCCCCGACACCCCCAAGAGCGUAUGAGAGAUCAAAUGCGGCUAAAGUCGGAGCCGGCAGAGCAAGAGGAGAGCGCGAGGAUACGGUGCGUGAAAACAAUGUGUCAAACGCCCGUGUGAAGCACGGCACCACCAAGAAAACUCCCAAGACUCCCCUCCAUCCCGUUAGGUCAUCAAAGCCGAUUGGCUUCCUGGGCUUUCGAUUUCAACGAUGA